GCAAAGCAACGUGGAAUACAUAACAUGAGAGUUAUAAGCAAAGUCACAGGAAUGUUAUGGUGUGUUGAAUCUGACCAUAGACAAUCCAAGAUCUGCGACAUAAGUGGGUUGGUCUUACAAAUUGUUGCUACUAUGUAA
This is a messenger RNA of Dentiscutata erythropus, 138 nucleotides long. The record is from the annotation of a GenBank genome assembly. Lineage: Eukaryota; Fungi; Glomeromycota; Glomeromycetes; Diversisporales; Gigasporaceae.